This is a messenger RNA of Durotheca rogersii, 1675 nucleotides long. RefSeq lists its product as uncharacterized. The transcript is spliced from 5 exons. Lineage: Eukaryota; Fungi; Ascomycota; Sordariomycetes; Xylariales; Xylariaceae. Bases 111 to 1514 code for a protein of 467 amino acids. The record is from RefSeq and is a predicted model, not a curated record. Gene Ontology annotation, molecular function: zinc ion binding; DNA binding. Gene Ontology annotation, biological process: DNA-templated transcription.
CUGUGGCCCCAGAGACUCUUCAAACUGCUCCGCUCGCUACGGGAUGGGCAAGGCCGCCAACGCCAGCGCCCAGUGUCAGGCCGAAUACGGAAUCCACUGACGCUGCCUCGAUGGAUACCCUACCGCAAUGGAUCCAAGAUUGCGAGUCUCAUCGAUCUAUCGAUUCCUACUAUUACUUCUUUCAUAAGGCCCACCCUUUUGCACCUGCCAAGUCUUACAUGCAAUCUCGGAUCCAAUCUCAAGAUGCAUCUGCAGUUCUCCUUUACGCAGCGAUGAAUUACGUGGGUUGUAUGUAUCAGCAGUCUCCGCCAGAGAGAGACAGGAAAGCACUGGUGCUACAGCAGGCCCGCCGUGCUCGACAACCUCCUCGAACUCCUAGCCCUCGACACGUGUACCAAGUCGCAACGUUGCUGUUGCUUACCAUCGUCGCCUACGGAAAGGGGGAGGUGGAAGAGGCCAGCGAUAAUUUGGAGAAAGCGAUAUCGUUGGCUGUCGACAUAGGCAUGGACCGUGUCGACUCGAUCACCGCGCUUCGCGACAGGGAGUUUGUUGAGCUAUGGAAGAGGACGUACUGGUAUCUCUACAUAAUGGCAGACGCUUUACAAGACGCAGAUACUAAUCGCGACUUUCGACUAGAGUGCCCUGGACCCGACUUUCCACUGCCCUGCACAUAUGAUAGCUCCCCUCAGAUGACUCUGUCCCAGUUCGACACGGCCGACUUCGAAGAUCACGCUUAUAUAUUCCCGUCCCUCGUAUACCUCAUAGCGCUUGUGAGAAUAAGUCAGUCGAUAAAGAGGCUGAAUGCGGGCCUAGGAGAUCACUUCGAUAGGGCGGUUAUUCGAACCCAUGCCAUGCUUAUGAACUGGAAGUUACACCUCCCCCUAGAGAAACAGAGUGCUGUCACCAAAAGCGGUGAGAUCGAUCACAUAAUGUUCCAGUCCCACAUUCUGUUCUACAGUCUACGCGUGUUUAUGCACACUUCACUACCAGGCUCGUCAGGAGGCGACGAUGAACCGCUUCGCGCGCGAACGAGACUGGAAUCCUGCGAAGCCGGUGCGAGCCUCCUAACUCUCCCUACGUGCCUCCUCCAAAUGAGCCCCCUGAUAAUCAAGCCCUUGUCGAGGUGCGCAGUAACCAGCCUCAACACCGCUCCGCCGCCGGACUCCGACUUUCACGCUCGAAAUAACCUGCGCCUUGUCCUGGGGGCUAUGAAGCAGGUCAGCGUGGUGUGGAAAGGCGCCGAGCAGGAAUCCCAGGCACUCAAGGCCAUGGCACGGAUAGCAUACUCGAUUCCCAGCCUUCGCGCUCCGGCGAAUCUCACGACGUCUCAGCCCAGUCCCGUAGAUGUAUUAUCGGGGGAUAUACAUUUUCAAUUUCACGACGCACACUAUUUUGACCAGGACGGCGAUGUGGGAACCGCAGCAGAAGUGCGCGACAUUUUUGUCGGCACACCAAUAUUUGAGAGGGUCUCUGGGGCAUCAGAAGAGGCAUCUGUAUUAUCGUGGCAGCUUUAAUGUCUAAUAACUAGAACGACACUCCCCACGAUGUUAAUAAGUAGAUCGCGAGAAAGGCACCACGAUCGGUAAUACAACCGACGCGUGAGAUGCUCUUCUCAGGAGUGAAGGUCUAGCGUUUGGUCUACUUCAAAGCAUUUGCACACACGCUCUUCCCCUCA